This is a messenger RNA of Aspergillus oryzae RIB40, 399 nucleotides long. RefSeq lists its product as uncharacterized. NCBI's taxonomy places the organism in Eukaryota, Fungi, Ascomycota, Eurotiomycetes, Eurotiales, Aspergillaceae. The record is from RefSeq and is a predicted model, not a curated record. The transcript has 2 exons. Bases 1 to 399 code for a protein of 132 amino acids.
AUGCAGCCUGCACAGCAAUUACCACCUCAACGCGAUCCCAGGCCGCUGACUUGGGACGGCAGGCGUGUCGAUUACGUGGGACAAUGCACCAACGCAUAUCUGAAAGAGUACCAGAUGGCAAAUCACCAUCCAUCAGCACCAGUGUUCUGCGCGGACUGCAUUAAAUUCAACGGUAGAAUUAAGAGAAACUCGUGUAUAGAUCUCAACUAUUGCCUCGGGUACGAUAAGGCACAAGGCGCCUUAAUCCGCCAAUGGGAAUAUGGCGCGACGCCGAUCUCAGGAGGCCAAGUCCCCACUUGCACCUGCAUCUCGGGAUACACUUGCCAUAACGUUGUUUCUCGACCCACUUCCCUAGACAAUGUCGGCACAAGUGAAACAUUUUUGCCAAACGCUGCCUAG